AUGUACAUUCGGACACUAACCGGACAGUGGAUGGUGUUGACCCAGCCGCAUGAACUCGGCGGCGAGUACGCAGUGACCAAUGACAUCCUACCGAACGUGGACGCCGUCUUGAACCAGAUGCACAAAGUCGACAACGACGGGUACUACGUUGGCGUUAACGGCCAGUGGACGUACCACUGCAACAACUGCUACCACUGUCUGCCCCAGUAA
Messenger RNA from Mesocestoides corti, 210 nucleotides. The record is from the annotation of a GenBank genome assembly. NCBI's taxonomy places the organism in Eukaryota, Metazoa, Platyhelminthes, Cestoda, Cyclophyllidea, Mesocestoididae.